AGUAGCUCUUCGCUUACAGCAGCGAAGCGGUCCGUGCUAUCCAUCCAGCUGAAUCAUUUAGUUCAACUCCUACUUUUUAUUGUCAUUGUACGUCUGCUAUAUUGCAAUGGCGGCGAGAUAUGAUAGAGCUAUUACUGUCUUCUCUCCCGAUGGCCAUCUUUUCCAAGUGGAAUAUGCGCAAGAAGCUGUAAAGAAAGGCUCCACUGCCGUGGGAAUCCGAGGUAAAGACAUUGUUGUUCUUGGAGUGGAGAAGAAAUCUGUAGCAAAGUUGCAGGAGGAAAGGACUGUCCGGAAGAUCUGUGCACUUGAUGAGCACGUCUGCAUGGCAUUUGCAGGUUUAACAGCAGAUGCUCGUAUCGUGAUAAACAGAGCCCGUGUUGAAUGCCAAAGCCACAGGUUAACUGUCGAGGACCCUGUUACUGUUGAAUACAUCACACGCUACAUUGCUACACUGAAACAGCGCUACACUCAAAGUAACGGGCGCAGACCAUUUGGAAUUUCAGCUUUAAUUGUUGGCUUCGACUAUGAUGGGACCCCCAGGUUGUAUCAAACUGAUCCCUCAGGAACAUACCAUGCAUGGAAGGCAAAUGCUAUCGGCAGAAGCGCUAAAACUGUCAGGGAGUUUCUGGAGAAGAACUACACAGAUGAGGCUAUUGCGGGAGACAAUGAAACGAUCAAGUUGGCCAUUAAAGCCUUGCUCGAGGUGGUGCAGUCAGGUGGCAAAAACAUUGAGCUCGCAGUUAUCAGACGGAAUCAGCCUCUCAAGAUUUUGGAAUCCAAAGAAAUUGAGACCCUGGUAGCUGAAAUUGAGAAAGAAAAGGAGGAAGAAGCAGAGAAGAAAAAGCAGAAAAAGUCCUCUUGAAGCCAUUAUCUGGUCCUUCUUAUUGCACUUAGACUACAAAUUAUUCUUUAGGUUGCAGUUGGCAUGAACGGGUUGAUCAUAUUUGUUUCAUACUUGAGUUACAACAAUAUUGUCACUUUCAGAUCCAGCUCAAGUUAUGAUUUCUAACUUUUACUCCAGUUGUACGUUUUUGUAUAUUCUCAAGAUGGUCCAUUGAUGCAUUUGUCAAAUGUUUGAAACAGUUUAUACACAUUCAGGAUCAUAAGCAAAUAAAUAAUAAAAUUUG
This is a messenger RNA of Boleophthalmus pectinirostris (great blue-spotted mudskipper), 1127 nucleotides long. It is a transcript of the gene psma8, whose product is annotated as proteasome 20S subunit alpha 8. Lineage: Eukaryota; Metazoa; Chordata; Actinopteri; Gobiiformes; Gobiidae. Gene Ontology annotation, cellular component: proteasome core complex, alpha-subunit complex; nucleus; proteasome core complex. The record is from RefSeq and is a predicted model, not a curated record. Bases 107 to 862 code for a protein of 251 amino acids. The transcript has 7 exons. Gene Ontology annotation, biological process: ubiquitin-dependent protein catabolic process.